Seriola dumerili (greater amberjack) is the source of this 1329-nucleotide messenger RNA. Its product is annotated as 3-oxo-5-beta-steroid 4-dehydrogenase-like. Gene Ontology annotation, molecular function: Delta4-3-oxosteroid 5beta-reductase activity; aldose reductase (NADPH) activity. Gene Ontology annotation, biological process: bile acid biosynthetic process. The coding region runs from base 46 to 1026 and encodes 326 amino acids. NCBI's taxonomy places the organism in Eukaryota, Metazoa, Chordata, Actinopteri, Carangiformes, Carangidae. Gene Ontology annotation, cellular component: cytosol. The record is from RefSeq and is a predicted model, not a curated record. The transcript has 9 exons.
GGCACUGGCAAAAGUUUGGUCUUGAGAAGUCACACUUUGAUUAGAAUGAUCUUGACGGCUUUGAACCACACCAUUCCUCUGAGUGAUGGGAACAGCAUACCUUUGAUAGGACUGGGGACUUAUGCGGAUCCCCGCAAGACCCCUAAAGGAACUUCAUAUGAAUCAGUCAAAGUGGCUAUUGAAACUGGGUACAGACACAUUGAUGGGGCUUUGGUCUAUUUCAACGAACAUGAGGUGGGACAAGCAAUAAGGGAAAAAAUUGCAGAUGGAACUGUGAAGAGAGAGGACAUCUUCUACUGUGGGAAGCUGUGGAACACAUUCCAUCCCCCAGAACUGGUGCGUGCUGCUUUGGAGAAAACCUUGAAGACAUUACAGCUGGAUUAUGUCGACCUCUAUAUUGUAGAAAUGCCCACUGCCUUCAAGCCAGGAGAUACUUUCUACCCCAAAGAUGAGAAUGGGGAGUACAUUUAUCAUGAGACCGACCUCUGUGCUACAUGGGAGGCUUUGGAGGCUUGCAAAGACGAGGGGCUUGUAAAAUCUCUUGGAGUAUCCAACUUCAACAAGCGACAACUGGAGCUGAUUCUUAACAAACCAGGGCUGAAACACAAACCUGUCUCAAACCAGGUUGAAUGCCAUCCCUAUUUCACUCAGCCAAAGUUGCUUGAAUACUGCCGGCAGAAUGAUAUUGUCAUUGUGGGAUACAGCCCCUUGGGGACAUCUAGAGAUGCAUCCUGGGUAAACCUGAAAUGCCCCCCACUGUUGGAAGAUGAGCUAUUGGUAUCGGUUGCUAAGAAGUACAACAAGACCACAGCCCAAGUGGCUCUGAGGUUCAAUGUGCAGAGAGGAGUGGUGGUCAUCCCAAAGAGCUUCAACCCUGUUCGCGUAAAGGAGAACUUUCAGAUAUUCGACUUCUCUCUCUCUGAGGCUGAGAUGAAGGCAAUUGAUGGGUUGAACACAAAUAUUCGCUUUGUGGAGCUCCUUAUGUGGUCUGAUCAUCCAGAGUAUCCAUUUCAUGAUGACUACUAGACACCACAGAUUUCAAUAAUUCACUAGAAUCUAGAGUCUAAUAACUAGACAAAAUAAUGACUUGGCUUGUUCGCUUUAUAGCUUUAACAAAAGCAUUUUGAAAAUAAUUCUGAUAGAACUUUUAUUGUACAUUUCAUAAAAUAUUUCUGAUAAACAAUUUACUGCAGGUUUGAUUGAUGUAACUUUUAUAUAGCAGGGAAUUUGAUGUUUUUUUUUCUUUUUAAAUUGCAUGCACUUUAUUUUUCUUUAUGAACAACUUUCAUUACAAGCCUUUGUUUCUGAUUAAAAGGCAAAUGGAAAACA